Messenger RNA from Sycon ciliatum, 2339 nucleotides. RefSeq lists its product as uncharacterized. The transcript is spliced from 5 exons. The record is from RefSeq and is a predicted model, not a curated record. Bases 595 to 1305 code for a protein of 236 amino acids. Lineage: Eukaryota; Metazoa; Porifera; Calcarea; Leucosolenida; Sycettidae.
GACUGCUGGAGUCCGCUGUGUGGAACUAGCGCACUUGUGCAAAGCGGUGCGAUGCUUGGCUUGGUCGGGAAAGCAGAGAAUGACAAUGUUCAUGACAAUAUCAGCUGGACCAGGACAGUUUGGACAGCGACCGACACCAGUAGUACAGGCGUGUUAUUAGUUCAGUGCGAGUCUGAAUCACGCGGACAAGCUACAAAAGCUGGACAAGCUGCUCUGCUCCUGCUUAUGGUAGAACUGAUAUUGGACAGAGGAUAGCACGUUCCGCCGCUUUGGAAAUGAGACACGCAGGAUCUUCCCCGACAUGAUUGUUUUGUAAUGAGCAAGUUUAUUUCGGAAUAGUAGAUCCGAAAGCGAGGGAAAGUCGCAUCAGAACAGUGUCUUUACGUCUCCCAGUGUCACGAGCAGAUCCUCAACUUGAUGCUGUAGUGAGGCGCAAGAAGAAGAAACGGUAGCAGCGCUCCAUCCCUGACGACUGCGCACAUCCAGGUCGCAAGAACGUGAGGUCGUUAGUUCGUGAGGUGGUCGUUAGUGCGCGAGGUGGUCGUUAGUGCGUGAGGUGGUCGUUAGUGCGUGAGGUGGUCGUCAACAAGCAACAUGGUUAGCCAUGCAGUUACCGGGUCACUCCGUGUUAUGCUCUAUCUACUGGUACUCUCAGCCAGUAUACUGGUGUUGUACGAGAUGUUGAAAAUGAGAAAUGAUGUGUACGAUGAACAGCCUGGAGGUUUCUGCAUAUUGUGGGGAGGGACGUGGAAGAAUGAUACCGCUCUUGUACCAUUCUCUGGUUCCAAGUCAGUGUGUGAGUUUGUUAUCUUCUCCUCAACGGCUCAAAUCAUUCUGUCAAUCCUGAUGGGUGUGAUGGCUGUUGUGCGCAUGGUGACUGGACGAUUGAAGGAGCGGUCUGCAUUUGCCUAUUUUGAGCUGCUGCUGGUGUUCAUAGCUGUGCUCGUUGCCUUGAUAACCAGUGCCACGGUAACGGGAGGGCUGUACAAAACGUGCAAUCAACUGCUGAGUGGUUGGGCUCAAGAUAGUGGAGGAUAUGGUGCCAAACCCGGGUCGUGCAAUGGUGCCUACUUUACAUGGGUAGGGCAGGACAAGUACGAGUUCUACCAUGAUGUGUCUUUAGCUCAGAUUGGCGCAUGGAUCUGCACUGCUAUGUGGAUGCUGCAUACAGCACUGACCUGUUACAAUUGUUUUGCGUAUCGGCGUGGAGUCAUUGAUGAGCCAAGUGCGCAUGUGUCCAUGGCAGCAGCUGAGGGAAGAUCAGCCGGGUCAUACAAGAAACUUGCUAAUGAAGGUGAUCUGUAAGCAUCGAGCAUCUUUCAAUUAUGUGCACUCACCUCUCUCUCUCUCCUUAUCUCUCUCUCUCUCCCCUUCUCUACCUUUCUCUCUCUGUCACACUCACUCACACUCUCUGACUUUCUCUGGCUCUCUCUCUCUCGCUCUCUCUCACUCUCUCUUUCAUUCUCUCCCUCUCUCACUCACUCUGUCUCUCCAUCUCUCUCUCUCUCUCUCUCUCUCUCUCUCUCUCUCUCUCUCUCUCUCUCUCUCUCUCUCUCUCUCUCUCUCUCUCUAUCUCUAUCUCUCACUCUUCCGAUUUUCCCUCUCCCGUCUCAGACAAAAGCAGAUAGCCUUGUGAGGUUUGGCUAUCUACUUUUGUUUCCUGUGAUGGAUUCUCUAGCUGGGCAUUUGCUGCUUUGUCACACUCUGGAGAAUCCAGUCCUUGCUUGUUACCUGUCUGUCUCUCUGCCUGUCUGUCUGUCCGUCUGUCUGUCCAUCUGUCUUUCUCCUGACUCUAUCUACCCAUCUCUCCAUCAAUCAGUCUAUCUACAUCUCUUAGUCUACCAAUAUCUAUUCCAUGCCUUGUUCCGUGUACCUUGCUAUUGCCAUUGUUCCGUGUACCUUGCUAUUGCCAUUGUAGUCGUAUAAAAGCUCUGACCAAUGCAAGACUUGCACCAUAACACUUCUGCGCACUCUUUCACCCUAGCAUGUAUGAUUAUCACACGUGCACCGCGUCCUGGAUUGAUACCUUUUGUCACGCUCCAUCCCUAAUAUCUACCUUUUCCAAGGCCCCGAUGCAUGCGCAACCCGAAACCCGGGUGUAAGCAUGUGGCGACUACAUCCUAAUGCUUAUACCCUGGUCUCAAUAUAUACUUUUUGCCAGGCCCUGACGCAUACAUGUGUCCAGGCUAUUUACGCUGUGGCCUUACCACAUGUGUGCAGCACAUGUAUGCAUCCAGGCCAUGAUGGCUACAUGCAGGUCCGAAUGCAUAUAUGCGGCAUAACAAUGUUCACCCGAUACAAAUAAAUAUUUGAACUUUUUGCCUUGUGCAAUUCUUGGA